Oncorhynchus kisutch (coho salmon) is the source of this 1003-nucleotide messenger RNA. RefSeq names its product dynactin subunit 6. The record is from RefSeq and is a predicted model, not a curated record. NCBI's taxonomy places the organism in Eukaryota, Metazoa, Chordata, Actinopteri, Salmoniformes, Salmonidae. The coding region runs from base 91 to 675 and encodes 194 amino acids. Gene Ontology annotation, biological process: mitotic spindle organization. Gene Ontology annotation, cellular component: dynactin complex. The transcript is spliced from 7 exons. Gene Ontology annotation, molecular function: dynein complex binding.
UCUGCGUUCCACGCAAGCGCACAAUGACGUCGUUUAUGCUGAGAAGGAUUCGAAAUCGAUUGUCGAAAAAAACUCAAGUCGCUCAACAAAAUGUCGGAUAAACAAAAUGCUCAAAAAAGUGCUAAAAUAGCAGCUGGCGCCGUGGUGUGCGUCGAAAGCGAGAUCAGAGGGGAAGUCACUAUUGGUGCCAGAACGGUGGUCCAUCCCAAAGCCCGCAUCAUUGCCGAGGCAGGACCCAUAGUCAUCGGAGAAGGCAACCUCAUCGAGGAACAAGCUCUUAUAAUUAACAGUUAUCCAGAGAACAUAGCGCCUGACUCUGAGGGGGUGGAGCCAAAGACGAUGACCAUCGGCAUCAACAACGUGUUUGAAGUUGGGUGUAUGUCUCAAGCUUUGAAAAUUGGGGACAACAAUGUCAUAGAAUCCAAAGCUGACCUGGGCAGGAACAUGAUUCUAACUUCUGGUUGUAUCAUCGGCGCCUGUUGCCAGGUCAACACCUGUGAGGUCAUACCUGAAAACACUGUCAUCUUCGGCUCAGGGUGUCAGAGACGUGUGCAGACAGAGCGACCACAGCCUCAGACUCUUCAGCUUGACUUCCUGAUGAAGAUCCUCCCCAACUACCACCACAUGAAGAAGACUGUCAAAACCACCUCCGCUGUCACACCGGCCAAAAACUAAACCCCACCAGCUCUCAGCCCCGGGCCCAAAAAAAUAUACCUCUCUGGCAGACAGCGAACGAAGGAAUCUCUUACCACUCAAAAUGUACUGCCACUACUUUAACAAGAAUCUGAAGAAUGUCACUGAACUGUUCUCCUUGUCUCACCACACCGAGGUCCAGUUUCCCAGACCCGGGCUGGAUUUAAACAGUUUAGUCCAUGAUGAGGCGUGACCUGGGACUGGGAAACUGCCCCUUGGUAGUGGAAGUGCUAUAUGUUUCGUGUCUCGACUGUUUACCACCAAAUGCUUUAUAUCAAAUUGUAAUUAAAAAUUGACUUAUUUAAAAGUA